Molecule: messenger RNA, 4005 nt
Organism: Chanos chanos (milkfish)
Lineage: Eukaryota; Metazoa; Chordata; Actinopteri; Gonorynchiformes; Chanidae
Gene: polrmt
Product: polymerase (RNA) mitochondrial (DNA directed)
Exons: 21
Coding region: 1-3915 (1304 amino acids)
Biological process (GO): mitochondrial transcription
Cellular component (GO): mitochondrial DNA-directed RNA polymerase complex
Molecular function (GO): DNA-directed RNA polymerase activity; protein binding; mitochondrial promoter sequence-specific DNA binding
Source: RefSeq, a predicted model, not a curated record
AUGUCACUUUUAAGACUGUGUGCCUUGCCAAAGUGUCUGUAUGUACGGUUAACGAUAGAUAAAGGUUUUCGGCACUUGUUUAAUGCCGAUCAUUGCCGUCUCUGUUUAAGAAUAAGGGACAACUGUGAAAGACGGAUACUGGACACACCAUGGGCAGCAACAUAUCGGAGACACUAUUCUGUAAUCCCUAAAAAAGAAGACGGGAAAAGGCGGACGUGGGAGCAAUCUCAAUUGUUGGAUGUACUGGAGGCCAGAAUUCAACAGUUACAGACUGAUGUCGUUUUAGAUGUCAAACAUUCAAAGGUGCAGUUAGUCAAAGCCCCUCACUCAGGGAGAGGAGCCACUUUUGGUGAAAGCCCCAAAAAUCUUAAAGGAGAAAGGGCGGACGUUCCUCCAAAAGCUGGACAGGGUCAGACCAGUAAGAAAGGAGGAACGGGAGAGAACCCGUCCCAGAAAGCGAAGCCUAGCCGAUGGAUCGAGAAACUGAAAAAAGAAAAGUGGAACAAGACGAAGAAACAAGCGUCGCUCCAGCUAAAAAUCUACGAAGAAACUUCGAAUAAAAGCAGUAAAGGUGGCCUGAUGUUUCCUGGAACUUCCGUCAAAACUAUCACGACGGGGAAAAAGGUUAAAUCCGCGGCAAAACCUGAGCAGAGUAAAAGUCGAUCGCUUCAUUCCAAAGAACUACAGCAGGACAUCCUGAAAGUCACGGCGCCUGUCAUUGCAGAACAUAUCUCCAGACAAAGUGAGCUCGCUGAGGUGGAGGAACUAGACCAGCAGGUGAACCAGUGGAAUGUCUCUAAUUCGGAAAGGCUUCUGGAAGAUAAGGACGGGAAUCGCUACGGAGACACACAGCUGAGCGUGCGCUGUUACCUGGAGACGUGCGUGUUUAUCGGCGACCUGGAGCGAGCUCACAGCUGUCUCCUGUCGCACCAUCGACACGUGUCCCGACGCAAACUCCUCUCUAUUGGUGCUUACAACAUCAUGAUGAGAGCAUGGGCAAAAAAAGGAGCUCCAAACCAGAUAGGACGCCUGUUUGUGCUGUUGGAGGAAGCUGGUCUUAAACCCAACAUUAGCUCAUACAGCGCAGCAUUAGAAUGUAUGGGCCGAAAUCCACAAUGCUCAGCACAGAUUAUUAACAGGUGUCUGCAGCAGAUGGAGGAGGACGGUCUGUCCGUAGACGAUAUCUUCAGACAGUGUGUGUUCCGUUGCGAUGAGAGUGACAUGGUGCUGAGAGCUAUCCGUGUCGUGAAGCCGGACUUUCAGCCCAACAUGCACGGUGACCAGCCUCUCUGCUCCUCUCCUCUGGUCGAAAAGUUCUACAAAGAGAGAGAAGACGUCCAGUACCCGAAGCUAAACUUCAGUUUGAAGGACAUCCAAGAGCGUUUUGCUCGUCAGCUGGCUAUGGAGAAGGCCAAUAGCAUCACCAUCGACUCGGUGGAGGCCAUGAAGCCCGUCACCGAACAGAUGACCAAAAUGAGGAAGCUUCUAGAAACACAGCGUAUGCACUGGCAUCAGUCACUUCUUCAGGCCCUCAGAGAAAGCAAGAUUGUUUUAGCCAGCAACAGCAAGAAAACAUGGAGGUUGAGUUUAUACCCUUAUCUGUGUAUCCUGGAUGAUAAGGAUUAUGUGGACAUCAUGAUUCAGGCUUUGGCCAAGCUGCCACCCAGUGGAGAAUCUCUUGUCGUCAUGGCAAAGGAUGUGGGUUAUCGAGUCUACAACAUGUUCUGCAUACGGCAGAAGACCCACAGUCAGAUGGUGGACAAACUGGGGAGUAUCUAUAACGCCUACGCCGACCUGCUCGCUAAAGACACCCAGCCUAGUAACGUGUUGCCACGGGAGCAGUGGGUGAACCUGCUGUCGGAGCAGAGUUCUGGUCCCACCCUCUCAACCGACGACACUCCCUGGCCACACGUCCUCGUUCUACAGAUAGGCAGCUUCCUGGUGGACCUCAUGGUGCGAGAGAUCAAAAUUAACAACGACAUCCUCAACCCCGCCCUGGAAAAGAAACUCAUCCCCGUUCUCUACCACAUGUACACCUUCCGCAGCAACCGACAGAUCGGCUUCAUCAAACCGCACCCCAUCCUGACGCAAAUGCAGAUGGAAGCCAUGGAGACCAAGUUGACCUUUGACUCUUAUGUGAUGCCCAUGCUGUGCCCACCUGUGCCCUGGACUUCGCCCAAAUGCGGCGCCUACCUCCUGACGCCCACCAAGCUGAUGCGAGCGGUAGAGGGAGCGAUUCAGCACCAGCUGCUGCUGGAGAAAUGCCAGGACGAAGACCUCCACGCCGUCCUGGACUCUCUGAACCAGCUGGGCAACUGCGCGUGGAAGAUCAACCAACCCCUGCUGGACAUCAUCAUCUCCAUCUUCAACGACAAAGGGUGCGAGAAGCUCGACGUUCCGCCGCCCGUGUCCGAGGCGCCCGAGAUUCCCCGCUUCAACGCCCACGACCCCUCGUACACCCACACCGAGAGGGCGCACCUCAAACGCGAGGCGGUCAAGGCCAAGAAGAAGUUCACCGAGAUGCACAGCCUACGCAUGGACGCCCUCUACAAGCUCUCCAUCGCCAACCACGUGCGGGGGGAGAUGUUCUGGUUCCCUCACAACAUGGACUUCCGCGGCCGCACCUACCCCUGCCCGCCCUACUUCAAUCACUUGGGGAGCGACGUGACGAGAGCCGUCCUGGUGUUCGCGGAAGGCAAACCCCUCGGCCCCCGCGGCCUGGACUGGCUCAAGAUCCACUUGGUCAACCUCACCGGGUUGAAGAAACGCAGCUCCCUGGCCGGAAGGCUGGAGUACGCCAACAGCAUCAUGGAAGACAUACUGGAUUCCGCUGACAACCCGCUAACGGGGAGGAAAUGGUGGAUGAACGCGGAUGAGCCGUGGCAGACACUAGCCUGUUGCAUGGAGAUCGCUAACGCCUCCAGAUCCCCCGACCCCACCCAGUUCAUCUCACACUUCCCUGUCCACCAGGACGGAUCGUGUAAUGGCCUUCAGCACUAUGCAGCGUUGGGUCGAGACGUGAUCGGUGCCACCUCGGUGAACCUCAUGCCCUGCGACGUGCCCCAGGAUGUGUACAGCGGUGUCGCCCAGCAGGUGGAGGAGUUUCGCGCGCGGGAUGCGGCCAGGGGUCUGAAGGUUGCCCAGGUCCUGGAGGGCUUCAUCAGUCGGAAGGUGGUGAAACAGACCGUGAUGACCGUGGUCUACGGGGUGACUCGCUACGGGGGACGGCUGCAGAUCGAAAAGCGCCUCAAAGAAAUCGAUGAUUUCCCCAAGGAGUAUGUCUGGGAUGCCUCUCACUAUUUGGUUCACCAGGUUUUCAGCAGUUUGAAGGAGAUGUUCACAGGAACCAGAGAGAUUCAGGACUGGCUGACGGAAAGCGCCAGGCUAAUCUCCAAGUCGGGCAGCACGGUGGAGUGGGUGACCCCGCUCAGAUUACCCAUAGUGCAACCGUACCACCGGACCAGGAACCAAGUGCUGAAGAGCAACAUCCAGUUUAUGGGUCUCCAAAUUAGCCACGACGCCAACGAGAGACCAGACACUGUAAAACAGAAGAAUGCAUUCCCUCCCAACUUCAUCCAUUCACUCGACUCCACUCACAUGAUGCUGACGGCUCUCUACUGUUAUAGCGCCGGCCUCACGUUUGUGUCUGUCCACGACUGCUUCUGGACACACGCCCUUACUGUCGACACCAUGAACAAGGUGUGCCGGGAGCAGUUUGUGGCCCUGCACAAUCAGCCCAUCCUUCAGGAGCUGUCCAAGUUCCUGCUGCAGAAAUAUUGCUCCGGGCCGCCAGGUAGCAGCAAGAACAAGAAGUUUCUGGAAUAUUGGAGAAUGGUGCAGCUGCUGGGGAAGGUCCCACAGACAGGAGAUUUCAAUCUGGAGAGAGUAAAAGAGUCCACCUAUUUCUUCAGCUGAGAGGAGGAGAAGAAGAAGAAUGGGUGAUAGAGGGUUGAACGAUUGGGACUGAGCAGACAGAGGGGGUGAACACCCCUCCCCCAAAAAAAC